This is a messenger RNA of Arachis stenosperma, 1033 nucleotides long. Its product is annotated as ethylene-responsive transcription factor ERF109-like. NCBI's taxonomy places the organism in Eukaryota, Viridiplantae, Streptophyta, Magnoliopsida, Fabales, Fabaceae. Gene Ontology annotation, molecular function: DNA-binding transcription factor activity; DNA binding. The transcript has a single exon. Gene Ontology annotation, biological process: ethylene-activated signaling pathway; regulation of DNA-templated transcription. The record is from RefSeq and is a predicted model, not a curated record. The coding region runs from base 74 to 775 and encodes 233 amino acids.
ACCGAAACGCGCCAAAGACCAGAACAGAACAGAGAAAGGAAAAACAGAGAGAACAAAAAAGAAGAUCGGAGACAUGACUUCCCCUAUGGACCGCCUCACAACGGAGCAGGAACUCACCGUCAUCGUUGCCGCCCUCACCAACGUCGUCACCGGAUCCACCUCCUUCUCCUCCUCCCCGGCGGAUUUCAUCCGCCACGCAUCUCAGCCCUCUGCUGCCGUCGGCUCCAGCGGAAGCUGUGGCGGAGUAUUCGAGGACACGUGUCGCGAAUGCAACAUCAAGGGAUGUUUAGGGUGCAACUUCUUCCGCGAAGAGAAAAAAGUUAACAGCGGCAACAGCAAGAAAAGUAGCAUUCAGAAAAGGGCGAAGAAGAAGUACAGGGGAGUGAGGCAGAGACCGUGGGGAAAAUGGGCUGCGGAAAUUCGCGACCCGCGGCGUGCGGCUCGCGUGUGGCUGGGGACAUUCAACACGGCGGAGGAGGCCGCCAUGGCUUACGACAAAGCCGCAAUCGAGUUCCGUGGACCGCGAGCCAAACUCAAUUUUCCUAUGGUCGACGAGUCCCUUAGGGCCCAGGCCCAACAGCCCAACGUUAAUGAGGCUAUUGUGAAGGACGAGAAUUCAAAGGAGGAGGAAAUCGAAACGAUGCCGUUUGGGAAUAAAGAGAACGAGUUCUGGGAAAGAAUGGGAGAUGCUGAUUUUCAGCAGCUUAUGAUGAUGAUGGAUUUUGCUGGAGAUUCUUCUGAUUCUGCGGCUACAGGGAACACCCUAAGUUCUUGAGUUCUACCAUGAAUAAACCCUAAACCCAAGAAUUAAGUAGUAGUGUACAAUAUUCAACUAAGAGCGGGAAGCAUUGCAUUAGUUAGUUUCAGACUUUAGUAGAAUGUAUAAUUAAUGUACGAAUUUGUAUGCAUUUCUUCUCCUUUUUUUUCCUUCUUCCACUGAAUUUUAUACUGGAGGAAGCUUGUAAGUCCUGAAAUCAUUGUUUUCAACGUGCAUUGUAUAUUAUGAAUGAUCAAGAUUGUAAUCAUUAUUGUA